AUGGCGAAGAAGCCCUGCGACGCGUCUAUGGCAUCGUACUGCUCUGCGCAGCCUAACGGCGUCGGUGGGGGACUAGUUGAGGAGGUCUGGGAGCUUGUUGAGAGAACUUCGUCCUGGCGGACGGCGGCACCGGAUAAGAAGAGCUUCGGUCCAAACAGUACUCGUGUCGUAAGCCUCGCGCGAGACGCUGCCCUUGCACAUGAGCUGAAGUCGCUCUUGCAUACACUAUCGCCAGGCUCCAAGGCGAAGCUGCCAGACGAAUUUCAAGGAGGUCAACAUGAGCGCAGUCGAGUCGCAGCUGUACGAGCGGUCGAAGACGUGCAAGAAGGGGUUCAAAGCGAGAGCCGCGUAUCGGCGAUGGCGCUCGAGGAGGCUGAGGACAGCCGGGAGCUGUCAGAGCGCGCGCAGAAGGAGAAACGGAUGCCAGACAGACCGCUCAAGGAGGUCGGCUCGUUCGACUUGCCAGUAUCUGACGACAUGCCUUCGUGGCCGCCGGACGAGGAAAGCCAAAGUCUAGGCUAUUGUUGA
Phanerochaete carnosa HHB-10118-sp is the source of this 528-nucleotide messenger RNA. RefSeq lists its product as uncharacterized. The transcript is spliced from 3 exons. NCBI's taxonomy places the organism in Eukaryota, Fungi, Basidiomycota, Agaricomycetes, Polyporales, Phanerochaetaceae. The record is from RefSeq and is a predicted model, not a curated record. Bases 1 to 528 code for a protein of 175 amino acids.